AUGUUACGUAUACUAUUUUUUGGUAUGCUUGUAUUAUGCUGUAUUAUUGAGACUCAAGAUGCCGUAUUUACAAAUGGUCGUUCAUUACAAGAAGUUAUUGAUGAAACAAUUAAUAAAGCUAUGGCGAAAAUGUCAAAAAAAUUACAAUCUAAAUUAGAUGUAUUAAAAGAUAGUAAAAAUGCAAUGAGAUUAUGGAAAAUGUAUAAAAAAUAUUAUAAAAAAAAUUAUUCAACACCGGAAGAAGAAAAAGAACGUUUGGGAAAAUUUAUUGAUAAUUUAAAGAUAAUUAUACAAGAAAAUUUAAAUUUUGAUAAAGGUUUCAAAUCAUUUAAAUUAAAUUUAAAUCAAUUUGGUGAUAUGAGCUUAGAUGAAUUUCGUCAAAAAUUAACUGGUUUAAAUCCGGAUGGUCAAGGUGAAAAACCACCUGGGGAAAUUAUUGAACAAGAAACAAAUCAACGUAUUCGACGUUUUCUAAUGGACUCAAUACAAAAGAAAAUUAAAAAGAAAAUUAAAGACAAAUUAAUGCCAGGAAGGAAACCUAGUAGUGGUUCAGGAACAUAUUAUCAGCCAGGAUACUAUCCACCAGCAUAUUAUCCAUCAGUUCAACGUACAGUUACUAGACGACCAACAAGUGGUCUUGCAACAAAAGCAACUGUUGAUUAUCGACCAUACAUGAAUCCAAUAGAAAAUCAAGGCCGUUGUGGAGCAUGUUAUGCCUUUGCUGUUACAGCAGCUAUCGAAGGUACACAUGCAUUAAAAACAGGUAGAAAAGUUAAAUUAUCAAAACAACAAUUAGUUGAUUGUUCACCAAACAAUGGUUGUUCAGGUGGUUAUUUGGGUACUACAUAUGAUUAUAUAAAACAACGUGGUGGUCUUCAACCUGACACAUCUUAUCCAUAUGUUAGUUCUCGACGAAUGUGUAGUUUAAGAUCAACAAAAGUUGGAGCUAUAAGAGGUUAUGGAAAUACACAACGCGGUGAUGAAGAAGCUAUGAAACAAGCAUUAAGUACUUAUGGACCAUUAGCUGGAGCUAUACAUACAACAUCAGAUUUACAAUUUUAUGGUGGAGCAAAAGGUGGACGUGGAUCAGAUAUAAUUGAUAUACCAAAUUGUUCCAAACAGGUUGAUCAUGCUAUUGCUAUUGUUGGAUAUGGAACAGAAAAUGGAAAAGAUUAUUGGUUGGUCCGAAAUUCAUGGGGUUCCAGUUGGGGUUUAGAUGGUUAUUUUAAAAUAGCACGUAAUAAGAAUAGCAUGUGUGGAAUCGGAACAUAUGGUUAUUAUGCCAUGGUUUAG
Rotaria sp. Silwood1 is the source of this 1293-nucleotide messenger RNA. NCBI's taxonomy places the organism in Eukaryota, Metazoa, Rotifera, Eurotatoria, Philodinida, Philodinidae. The record is from the annotation of a GenBank genome assembly.